Pistacia vera is the source of this 2133-nucleotide messenger RNA. RefSeq names its product F-box/LRR-repeat MAX2 homolog A-like. The coding region runs from base 55 to 2133 and encodes 692 amino acids. Gene Ontology annotation, molecular function: protein binding. The transcript has a single exon. Lineage: Eukaryota; Viridiplantae; Streptophyta; Magnoliopsida; Sapindales; Anacardiaceae. Gene Ontology annotation, biological process: SCF-dependent proteasomal ubiquitin-dependent protein catabolic process. Gene Ontology annotation, cellular component: SCF ubiquitin ligase complex. The record is from RefSeq and is a predicted model, not a curated record.
UUGUGUUUAUUUCAAGAGUGAUCAGCCAAAGGGCAUGCAGUAAUAUAUGCCAAAAUGGCCGCAACCCAAAAUGAAGUUCAUUUCUGUGACAUACCCGAUGCCAUUCUCUCAAAUAUAUUUUCCUUAGUUUCUGAUACCCGUACUCGCAAUGCCAUGUCUCUUGUGUGCCGUAAAUGGUGCAAACUAGAACGAUCAACUCGCAAAUCCCUCGUUCUCCGUGGCAAUAUUCGUGAUCUCUACCUUGUCCCUGUCUGCUUUAAAGCUAUCACCAAUCUUGACCUCUCUUUGCUCUCCCCUUGGGGAUACCCUCUUUUAGACGUCUCCAAUCAACCACUUCUCCUUGCCAAAAUCCUCGGUAAUUCCUUUCCAUCAGUCGUUUCUCUAACCGUCUAUGUCCGAAACCCUCCAAUCCUUCAUUUACUUGUUCCUCAAUGGCCUAAUUUAACUCAUGUUAAACUUGUUCGCUAUCAUCAGCGGUUUAAUGCUCCUCUAGGUUCUGACUUUCUUGCAUUGUUUGAGCAUUGUCAUUCACUUGCUUCACUUGAUCUCGCUCAUUUUUACUGCUGGACGGAAGAUGUACCGCCAGUACUUGAAGCAUACCCCACCAUUGCAGCUUCUCUUUCUCAUCUUAACAUCCUCUCUCUUUCUGAGGGAUUUAAGUCCAAUCAACUUCUAGACAUCACUGGUGCUUGUCCUAAUCUCCGUGAAUUGCUUGCUACAUGUAUAUUUGAUCAUAGAUUCAUUGGCUUUAUUGGCGAUGAAACUUUGAUUUCUAUUGCUUCAAAUUGUCCCCGUCUUUCCCUUCUUCACCUUGUUGAUACCACAUCCUCAUCUAAUACCGGGGCUGAUCGUGACGAUGACGGCUAUGCACUUGAAGAUGCUAUGAUCCGCCAUACGGCACUUGGAGACUUCUUUACAGGUCUUCCAUUGCUUGAAGAGGUAGUUCUUGACGUUUGUAACGAUGUUGGAAACACUUGGCCCGCCCAGGAAUUGCUUAAUUCCAAGUGUCCACGGCUUAAGUCUUUGAAGCUGGGACACUUCCAUGGAAUCUGUAAAGCUUUAGAUUGCUGGCCGGAUGGGGUUGCUCUUUGCAGAAGGCUGGAAUCCUUGUCAAUCAAGAACUGUGCUGAUUUAACCGAUUCUGGAUUGAUUGAUAUUUCUCUUGGCUGUUCUAAACUCACUAAGUUUGAGGUUCAAGGUUGCAACAGGAUCACAGAAAUAGGAAUGUGGAACUUUUCUCACAUUCUUCGGAGAACUUUGAUUGAUGUGAAAAUAUCUUUCUGCAAAAAUCUCAGUGCUGUUUCCUCAUUGAAGGCUUUGGAACCAAUUCAAGACCAGAUACAACGAUUACACAUAGAUUGUGUGUGGGAAAGUGUUAACCAACCAGAAGGAGAAGCGAGCACCUCAAGCAAAUUACCUGCCGAAUUCAAGAAUUUCCAAACAGAAAAACGAAGCAUCAUAUCGGAAGAAACAAGCUCGAAUAAGAAAUCCAAACAUUCCGAUAGAAAUGGUAAUGAUUUCUGUUCUAAAAAUUGGGCCAAUCUGCAACAUCUUUCGCUUUGGAUUGCUGUUGGUCAGCUGCUGAUCCCAUUACCUUUAGCAGGACUACAAGAAUGUCCUAUGCUCGAAGAGGUUCAUAUAAAAAUUGCAGGUGAUUGUAGGUAUCAACCUAGACCUUCAAUGCCUGCAUUUGGAUUAAGCUCUCUUGUUUGCUAUCCUCAACUUUCAAAGAUGAAAUUAGACUGUGCUGAUGCCAUAGGGUUUGCACUUACAGCUCCCGUAGGGCAUGCAGAUUUGAGCUUGUGGGAGCGAUUUUACUUGAAUGGGAUUGAUGGUUUGAAUCUCAAGGAGCUCAACUAUUGGCCUCCACAAGAUAUAGAUGUCAAUCAGAGAACCCUUUCUCUUCCCGCUGCAGGAUUGCUUGCACAAUGUCGAAAUCUUCGAACACUUAUCAUCCAUGGGACGGCCAAUGAACACUUCAUGAUGUUCUUUCUCAAAAUACCAACUCUCAGAGAUGUACAACUCAGAGAAGAUUACUAUCCUGCACCAGAGGAUGAUACCACCACAGAGAUGAGAGUAUAUUCGUGUUCUCGAUUUGAGGAUGCGCUCAACAGGCGUCAAAUUCCUGACUAA